Molecule: messenger RNA, 1281 nt
Organism: Prunus armeniaca (apricot)
Lineage: Eukaryota; Viridiplantae; Streptophyta; Magnoliopsida; Rosales; Rosaceae
Source: the annotation of a GenBank genome assembly
AUGCACGUCCACCACCCACCUCAAACCAAAGGCGAUAGCUACCAUGUUGUUGCCCUCACCUCCUCCACCUUGGGCUCUCUCAAGGUCGAUCCCUCCCUUCAAAGCAACCACCACCUCGAGGCCAAGAGAUUUGCUAAUGUCAAUGAUCACAUCGACAAGGACAACAUAAUUGGUAACGGUCACAAAACUGAUGAACAUGGAAAGGAAAAUGUGCAGGACAACAAAAAGGAAUUUUCAAUGGGACUAAUCGAAGCGAAGACAUGGUCUAAUAUGAUCGAUCAGAAAAUCCCAAAAAUUGUACCCAGGACACCAAUCUGGACACCCCCGGGCGAGCCCGAGACGAUCAAUACUUGGGAGCUAAUGGAAGGCCUUGAAGACAUAAGCCCUUUCAGGUCACCAGCUCAUCACCUCCGGAGCUUCUCUUUUGAUGUUGUUAGGAGCCCAAGUCCAGUGCCCAGUUCCCCUGCUGAUCGCCCCAAAUCGAAGCUACACGAAAACGGUACCGUGUCACCUAAGCCCAUGUGGCUUCAAUUUACAGAAGACGAUCGUGUGAAUUCCAAUUCCUUGAUCUCAGACUUUGAUCCCGAGGUCAUUUCCGCGUUCAGAAAAUCGUUAUCGCAGCUCAAAUCCGACGACGACCCUUUUCAUUUUUCACAGUUGGGUGUCCAAAAGCAGCCGGCUUUGGCCUGCAAUGGAGUUGUUACAGAGUACGAAUGUGAUGAAGUACCUUGUGGCAAGGUAAAGGACAACAAGGACAGGGACAGGGUUGUAUUGUACUUCACGAGCCUCCGAGGUGUAAGGAAGACGUACGAGGACUCUUGCCAUGUGAGGGUGAUACUGAAGGGCGUAGGGGUCCGGGUCGAUGAGCGAGACGUUUCGAUGCAUUCGGGGUUUAAGGAGGAGCUGAAGGAGCUUUUGAAAGAUGGGUUCAGUGGGGUUGCCCUGCCCAGAGUGUUUCUGGGAAACAAGUACAUUGGUGGAGCUGAUGAAAUUCGGCAAUUGCACGAAGAUGGGAAGCUCGAGAAGUUGCUUGAAUCUUGUGAAAAAUUGGAUGGUGGCGGCGCCGGAGGUGGUGGGGUUUGUGAUGCUUGUGGGGAUAUAAGGUUUGUGCCAUGUGAAACAUGUUCAGGGAGCUGUAAAAUAUAUUAUGAAGAUGCUGAUCGUGACGAAGAAGAUGAAGAAGAAGAGGAGGAAGAAGCAGAGGAGGGUGAGUCGGGGUUCCAACGGUGCCCAGAUUGUAAUGAAAAUGGCCUAAUACGUUGUCCAAUAUGUUGCUAUUAG